CAACUUUCUGCAGUGAAUUCAGCUGAGGCAAAUGCUCCACAGCAUCACCUGGAACUAUGAUUUGCAGUGUAUCUGGAAGUGCCUUGCUUCUUCUCCUCUCCUCUGGUCACAAAGCUACUGCAAUAACUCCAAGGCUUGCUAGAGAUUAACAGAAGCCAAUCAGAACGUGAACCCACCACUUGACACCUGAAGGAUGGAUGGCUCAAAAGAGAAGAUCAUCCUGAAUGUUGGAGGAAUCAGACAUGAGACGUACUGCAGCACCCUCCGGACCUUCCCAGGGACCAAGCUCUGCAGCCUCACAGAGCCCAAUGCCAGCACACUAUAUGAUUAUAACCCUACCACCAAAGAAUUCUUCUUUGACAGGAGUGCUCAGCUCUUUGGCUAUGUGUUGAGCUAUUACAGGACCAAACACCUCCAUUGUCCUGUAGACACCUGCAGAUCAGUCUUAGAGGAAGAGCUGGCUUUCUGGGAGAUAAGUGAUGCACAGCUGGCACCCUGCUGUUGGCUGAAGCUGACCAACAAAGACAGCCAGCCGGAGGAAUUUAAUGUUUGGGAUGAGAACGAACAUGCUGAUGACCAGUGCCUCAUAGUCCAGGUGGAAAGAAGGGAUUUCAGCUGGAGGGCCAGGUGGCAGCCAAAGAUCUGGUCUAUCUUUGAAAAGCCCUUUUCCUCUUUAAGUGCCAAGUGCCUGGCUAUUAUUUCUCUGCUGUUCAUCAUUGGAAUCGUCAUUAUAUUCUGUGAGGAGACUAAGGCACAGUACGAGUACUCUGCUGCUAACUUGACCAUUUUCGGCCAUUCCAACGUAAUUCACAGCAUCCAUGAGCCUUAUUAUCACCAGGCCCCUUACCUGCUCCACCUGGAGCUGUUCUGUGUCCUCUGGUUCACCUUUGAGUUUUCCAUGCGAUUUUUCUUCUGUCCAGACAAAAAGAAAUUCCUCAGGAAUCCUCUGAAUGUGGCUGAUUUCCUCUCCCUCUUCCCAGUUUACAUUGAACUCUUCACCGCCGAGCAGAUUCAGAAAAUGCCUAGCCUAGCGCUUUGGCUGGGUUUUGUCCGCGUAGUCUACCUCCUCAAACUCCUGAAGAUAUUCAAGCUAAUAGAGACCCCUCUGAUCCUGAGAGUCCUGUCCUACACGCUCAAGUCCAUCAUCCGAGAGAUCUGCUUCCUGCUGAUGAUCCUGGCCUUUGAAACCCUCUUCUUUGGUUCUCUCUUUUUCUAUAGCGAGUUGCUGGGUAUUCAUUCUUCUUACCGGGCAGAUUUGCACUUCACAGACAUUAACAUUUGCUUCUGGUGGGCUCUGAUCACGCUAACCACUGUGGGCUAUGGCGACAUCAUCCCUCUCACCAUCUUUGGCCAGGUGAUGGCAGCCUUUGCUGCAAUAUUUGGCAUGUUAACCAUUAUCAUUCCAAUCCCCAUUUUCCUGGUCAAGUUUAAGGGCUAUUAUGCCACUGCCAUAACCAAACAAAAGCUGAAAAUGAGCAAAAAGCAAUAAUGUGAUUGAGUUCAGAUCAUUGCUGCCUUGGGGCACUUCAGAAUUAAUUCCAGUGUGGUUUGUUUCCACCACUUUGUGGGAAGAGCAACUCCUAUGAAAAGUCCUUGCCACAUUCAUUAAGACUGCCUCCUUGCUCCUUUGGUAUAUUUCAGAUCAAUGUCAGGUACCCAGAUCUGAGUUAUAGCUUUCUAUUUUAGUGGCUAAUGCUCUUUAUGGCCUAUCCCUAUAUCAAACAGCACUACACUGACACUCAGCGUGACCCAACUAGCACUGAAAUCUCACCUAUCCCUUGUCAGAACAAGAUGAGAAAAUUCACUUUGGACAGUUUCAUCAACACACAAGAUGUUUUUUUUUUUUUUCCCCACCAGCAGGAAAAAACAAUGCUGUUCACUGUGCAAAGCUAUGAUAAGUGAUUCCCAGAGAAGGCAGGGAUGAAGGGCUGCACUGAAGUAUAAACCAAGAAUCUGCAACGUGCUGAAUGCUCUCAACCCCAGUGAUGCCAGUUCAAGGUGGGGCCUAACUAGGGUGACCAGACAGCAAAUGUAAAAAAUCGGGACAGAGGGUGGGGAGUAAUAGGAGCCUAUAUAAGAAAAAGAUCCCCAAAUCGGGACAUCUGGUCACCCUAGGCCUAACAGAAAAAUGUAUGAGGUGCACACCCUGGCAACAGCCUUCUGCACACUCUCUGGGCCUGAUAAUCAGCUGGUGUAAAUCAGUGCAGCUCCACUGACUUUAAAGAAGCUGUGCUGAUUUACCCUGUCUGAGGAUAUGGGUCUGUGUGCCUCACAGGGACAAUCACACCUCCAUUUUCAUAGAUGCCCUCUUUAUGGAGAGAAAUGUGUAGCUAUAAUCUAAGGGUCAGAUCUCGUCCCUAGCAUCUGCUCCCAGAGGGGGAUCUUCCACAUGUGAGAUCUCACCGUGCAUGGAAUGGGGAGAAUCAGCUAUCUCAAUGGCACUGGACCCCACCAAGAGGCUUUUACUGAAUCCUGGUGUUGGGAAGGGGGUGAAGACUGCGUGGACAGUGAGGCAGCCUGCAUUAGGCUGUGGCAGGCUGGGAGGAGAAGAGACAUGAAGGGAUGCACAGUAUCUUCCCAUCAGCCCUGUUACCGGUGGUGGGGAACCUUCCACCUUUAAGAAAGGACCUCGGACAGCAUCAACUAGAGGAAGUCCUUAUAGUACUUUUUCGCUGGAGUCCAUUGACACAGGAUCUGUGUGUGGAAACGCAGAUGGCAGGGAAUCCAUAAAAUUGGAUGCUGACACACAGCUCCUUCUAGGCAGGGUCAAAUUCCCCCAUGGAACAACACCUUCCCCCCAUGAGUUUGACUGGGCGGGGAGCAAUCUGGCCCUAAGAAAUUCUGCCCUGUCUUCUUAUAUUUUAUUAAAGAAGCAAAGGAUGUAGUAUAUUUUGUCUGAUUUGCCUGCACAUAGAGGCCAGUGUGAACUAGUGAACAGAUCUAAAAUCUGCAGUUCUUAUAGUCAAUAUUUUUAGUGAUUUUUUUUUUUUCCCUUGAAAAAUUCACUUGGCCUGAUGCUGAGCCUCCCACACCCCAUUGCCAAUCUGGAGUAAAUGCUCUGAAGUGAGGGAGUUACAUUAGUGGGGUAGGAAAAAAAACAGUGGGAGAUCAGAAUCAGGCCCAAUAAGUUGGUGAUGCAUUCAGUGUGCGAUAAGGGAGCCCUUCAAUGGCAAUUCCCUUGGACUGCAGCCAGAGGCUGCAUAUCCUCGUGGAAAGAUUUCACGAUUUAACUAAAUUUAAGAUUGAACUAAACAGCACUUUUCUUUCAAGAAACAAAACAUAAACAAAACAGUAUUAAAUAUAAUGUUCAUUACAUUUUAUCUGCCUAUAGAUAUUGUUAUAAACUAGAAAGAUUAAAUUUAUAAUUUUGUAAUCUUUAUAUCCCAUCUAUUCUUAAUUUUUUUCCUUAUAAUAUCCAAUACUGUAUGCUUCUGUUGAGAAAGAAACAAUAUCAGAUGCUGUGGCUAUUUCAACAAAGAUGGGCAAAAGUUAUGUUGCUUAGUGGAAGAAAAACAUGUCUUUUAUACUAUUACAUCUAUGAAUUUAAAUCCUAUUAAGACUGUACCUUUAUUAAAAUUUCUAUUAAUGUAUGUCCAUCGGUGUGAUUAUGUUGCAACGGGCA
Terrapene triunguis (Three-toed box turtle) is the source of this 3622-nucleotide messenger RNA. RefSeq names its product potassium voltage-gated channel subfamily C member 1-like. The record is from RefSeq and is a predicted model, not a curated record. Lineage: Eukaryota; Metazoa; Chordata; Testudines; Emydidae. Gene Ontology annotation, molecular function: delayed rectifier potassium channel activity; protein binding. Bases 194 to 1489 code for a protein of 431 amino acids. Gene Ontology annotation, biological process: protein homooligomerization; potassium ion transmembrane transport. Gene Ontology annotation, cellular component: axon; dendrite membrane; voltage-gated potassium channel complex. The transcript is spliced from 4 exons.